AUUAUGCAGAUUUGCAAAUUGGGUUACUUUUGAUUUUUGGAAUCAGCUUGAAGUUUAUUGAUGAACAUAACCGAAACACGAAUGCUUUGUUGGUUUUAGCGCGUCAACAUGUUUAAUUAAGAAAUAUGUUGUUUGGAACUAUCAUUAUCAUAAGCAUUGCAAUUGAUUUUGUUAAUAAUCUGAACUUGGGCACAAAAUCUAGUGGAUUUUAUAACCCAUUUGUCAACAAGUUGCACUAGUCAAUUUCAGUUUUGAUCUUGUUGAUUUAUAAGCUGCAAUGCUGCUGCUUGUUCUCUUCUCUUUGGGAGAUCACUGACACCCAUGCAUGGAUGAUUCAGGGUGCAUCUAUUGUAGGACUAGCAUAGUCUUGUUGCAGGAACAUGGCAAAGCAUCAUCCUGAUCUGAUUAUGUGCCGGAAGCAACCAGGAAUAGCUAUUGGAAGGUUGUGUGAAAAGUGUGAUGGUAAGUGUGUAAUCUGCGACUCUUAUGUGCGUCCAUGCACACUUGUUCGGGUCUGUGAUGAGUGCAACUAUGGAUCCUUCCAGGGAAGGUGUGUUAUCUGCGGAGGGGUUGGAAUUUCUGAUGCUUAUUACUGCAAAGAGUGUACUCAGCAGGAGAAAGAUAGAGAUGGGUGUCCGAAAAUUGUGAAUCUGGGAAGUGCCAAAACAGAUCUUUUCUACGAACGGAAAAAGUAUGGUUUCAAGAAAAGAUGAUCAUUAGCAGGGCAAGUUUUGCUUAGCUUCGUGAAAACACUCUGUUUUGUUCGACAUUGAGGCUAGCCUAUAUUUGCUAUAAGGCGCUUUUGCUUAGGAAAUGUGCUUCUUACUGCUUGUAUUUCUUCAUGUUUGACCGCUGCGAUGGGUUGUCUUGGUUGUAUGUUGGAUAUGUUUCCAUGAUCAAACCUUCACGCUAUCUGUAUCAAGUCUAGUUAAGGAAUUUUUGACUGGUGUAAU
Prunus avium (sweet cherry) is the source of this 953-nucleotide messenger RNA. Lineage: Eukaryota; Viridiplantae; Streptophyta; Magnoliopsida; Rosales; Rosaceae. The record is from RefSeq and is a predicted model, not a curated record.